GCUGGAGACGUUCAGAGGAACAUUAAGAGAGAAACAUGGCAGAAGAAGCUCCAGCAGCUGCACCGGCUAAAGCCCCGGCAAAAGCCCCGAGGAAGAAGUCCGCUCCUAAGGCCAAGAAGGAUGGACCCAGCCUGUCCAAGCUGAUCGUGGCCGCCGUGGCGGAGUCCAAGGAGCGCAAAGGAGUGUCUGUGGCAGCGCUGAAGAAGGUCCUGGCUACUAAAGGGGUGGAUGUAGCUAAAGCCAACAAGCGCAUCAAUACGGCCGUCAGCAAGCUGGUGGCCUCAGGCACCCUGGCUCAGACCAAAGGAACCGGCGCCUCCGGUUCAUUCAAGCUCGCCAAGGAGUCCGCUAAACCAGCCAAGGUGGUGAAGAAGAAGGCUCCCGCAAAAGCCAAGAAGCCCGCCGCCAAGAAGGCCAGCACCCCGAAAAAAGCCACCGCUGCUAAGAAGGCGACAGCAGCCAAGAAGUCUCCGAAGAAGGCAGCAGCGGCCAAGAAAAGCGUGAAAAAGGUGGUGAAGAAGAGCCCCAAAAAGGCCGCCCCUGCUGCCAAGAAGCCAAAGGCUGCUAAGAAGCCUGCAGCUAAGAAGCCUGCAGCCAAGAAACCUGCUGCUAAAAAGGCCCCAGCUAAGAAGGCCAAGAAGUAGACUGCUGCUUCAACCAGCACUCAGUGCAACAAAGGCUCUUUUCAGAGCCACCACAGCUUCAUCUUAAGAUCCGAUUCCCUAGAAGCACAAAAUGAAAAUAAUUCAAUAAAGUCAUCA
Molecule: messenger RNA, 761 nt
Organism: Cyprinodon tularosa
Lineage: Eukaryota; Metazoa; Chordata; Actinopteri; Cyprinodontiformes; Cyprinodontidae
Product: histone H1-like
Exons: 1
Coding region: 36-644 (202 amino acids)
Biological process (GO): nucleosome assembly
Cellular component (GO): nucleosome
Molecular function (GO): DNA binding; structural constituent of chromatin
Source: RefSeq, a predicted model, not a curated record